Raphanus sativus (radish) is the source of this 1693-nucleotide messenger RNA. Its product is annotated as purple acid phosphatase 10-like. Gene Ontology annotation, molecular function: metal ion binding; acid phosphatase activity. Lineage: Eukaryota; Viridiplantae; Streptophyta; Magnoliopsida; Brassicales; Brassicaceae. The record is from RefSeq and is a predicted model, not a curated record. Bases 144 to 1532 code for a protein of 462 amino acids. The transcript has 8 exons.
UUCAACUUUUUUAGGGAGGCAGGUGGGAGAUGCUUGAUAAGCUUCUCAGCAGGAUUGGCUUCAUAAGGAAACUUCUCCGUCUUUAUACGAUUAGCUUUUCAGAGGACCUUUCUUCACACAAGAUAGUCUGAGCACUCAAGAAAAUGGGCAAGCUAGAAGCAUUAAAUCCAUACUAUGUUCUUUUCUUGUGUUUGGUUCUUAACAGCUUAGUGCUGUUCUGUCAUGGUGGCACAACAAGUAGUUAUGUCAGGAGGUUAGAGGCAGCGGUUGAUAUGCCACUGGAUAGUUAUGUAUUUCGUGUUCCUCCUGGUUGCAAUGCACCUCAACAGGUGCACAUUACACAAGGAGACCUUGAAGGGAAGGCUGUGAUAGUGUCUUGGGUGACGCAAGAAGCACGAGGAUCUAACACGGUUCUUUACUGGAAAGAGCACAGCUGCAAAAAGCUAAAAGCCCGUGGCAAAUCCAAGACGUACAAGUUCUACAACUAUACGUCUGGUCACAUCCAUCAUUGCACCAUCAGAAACUUAGAGUAUGACACCAAGUACUACUAUAUUGUAGGUGUGGGACAAACAGAACGCAAGUUCUGGUUCUUCACUCCUCCUAAAUCUGGUCCUGACGUUCCCUACACGUUUGGUAUCAUUGGGGAUCUUGGGCAGAGUUUUGAUUCAAACACAACCUUAACACACUAUGAGAAUAACCCAUUGAAAGGUCAAACAAUUCUGUUUGUUGGGGAUCUCUCAUACGCUGACAUAUACCCCAACCAUGACAAUAAUAGAUGGGACAGCUGGGGAAGGUUUAUUGAAAGAAGCAUAGCAUAUCAGCCCUGGAUUUGGACCGUAGGAAACCAUGAACUUGAUUUUGCCCCCCAGAUUGGAGAAAACAAACCAUUUAAGCCAUUCAAGAAUAGAUACCGUACUCCUCACCGAUCAUCAGGCAGCACAGAACCAUUCUGGUACUCAAUAAAGAGAGGUCCUGCUUACAUAAUCGUGCUAGCUUCAUAUUCAGCAUACGGUAAAUAUACGCCGCAAUACAUGUGGCUCGAAGAGGAGUUCCCAAAGGUUAACAGGACAGAAACGCCGUGGUUGAUUGUUCUGAUGCAUUCACCAUGGUACAACAGCUACGAUUACCAUUACAUGGAAGGCGAAACAAUGAGAGUGAUGUAUGAGCCGUGGUUCGUCGAGAACAAAGUAGAUGUUGUUUUUGCGGGGCAUGUCCAUGGCUAUGAAAGAUCAGAACGCAUAUCCAACAUUGCGUACAAUGUGGUUAAUGGAAUUUGCACUCCAGUAAAAGAUCAAUCUGCUCCCAUCUACAUCACCAUUGGUGAUGGAGGCAAUCUUGAAGGAUUGUCUACCAAGAUGACUGAACCUCAGCCUAAGUACUCUGCCUUCAGAGAAGCGAGCUUCGGACAUGCUAUGUUCUCUAUAAAGAACAGGACGCAUGCUCACUAUGGAUGGCACAGGAACCAGGAUGGUUACGCCGUGGAGGCCGACACCAUGUGGGUUUACAACAGGUUCUGGCAUCCUGUUUGUUGAUUUUAUCCUUUGGGCUCCUCUCCUUCUCGUAAACUCUUACGGUUUGUAAAUAUCCCCCCGUUUACUUGUAACAUGGAGAUUUGUUAUCUUUGACAAAAAAAAGGAGAUUUGUUAUCAGUUUGCUAUUUAAUACUUGGUAAAUCUUACGGUUCUUGGUUUAA